GCACAGGAUUAUCCAGCCUUCGGAGAGUGAUUAUGGCGAUUCGCUCUGGUUAUCGGUUAUGGGUGAAAUUUCAGAAAAUCCGCGUUCGGGCGAACUAAAUGAGAUAAAUGUUCGUAUUUUGAUUUUGGGUUUGGGUUUGGGUUUUGUUCUGCGAGACGAUGAAUCUGGGUCUUGGGUUUGGGUUUUGUUCUGCGAGACGAUGAAUCUGGGUCUUCUUCCUCCUAAAAAAUUCCAGAUUCAGUCUACGAUUACAGUGAGAACUCAGAGAAAAGGGGAUGAAAGACAUGUGCAAGGAGGAAACUGAAACGCCAAACAGAGCAUUACCCAGAAAUAUUGAAGAGUAGAGAAUAACCCAUCGAUUGUAUUUUCUGAAAUUGUGGGAGAAUGGGAACAACCAUGAAACAAUGAUCAUCCAGACGACCAGAGCUCAAAGCUGGACUUAAUUUUUCUCGAAGGAGUUGCGGCUUUUCCUUACCCCAUCUUCCUCUUCACUCGCACAAAACAAAACUACCCUAAUAGUCUUCCAUGGUUAGCAUCAGCACCACAACUUACGUUGAGAAUUUCCAAUGCUGGAGGUCAUCCAUAAACCAGAUUUCCCAUCUUUCCUGCUUGCGUUGCUGCCGUGAUGUUACAUGCAAGUCGAAGCUUUCUUUUCAAAAAAUUCAAUCAGCGUUUGAACAUAGAGAGCUUUUGACGAGUCUAGCGGUCUGGUUGUCAGACAACUUACGUGUCAAUCCCCCGAUUUGGGACUCAUUCACAAAACUUAGGUAGGCGCAAGAGAGAGUGAAGAGAAUAUUAUAUACUUUGAAACUGCUCACAAGGCCAUGUGAAACUUGACGCACACUAAUACUGGUACUGUCAAGUCUUUCGCGUUAGGAUCAAACAGGACGGGCCGACGGUGUAGCAAUUACGGUAAUUAAAAAGAAAUGGUGUUCUCACCAGAUUGCCAUAUACAGUUUUUACAUUACCAGUGACCCCACUCUGCCCUUACUUCAGCUUCUCCACUCCGCAUACACCACCCAUUUGCAAUUUCUAAGUCGACUGCCGCGUGGAGACGAUAAGGAGCGUAAUAAAUUGUGUGGCGGCGACUCAGAAAAAGAAGUGAGAUAUUACGAAAGCUGCUUGUUUUAUAUUGGAGAACUUGAUUCUGGGUUUUGUGCUUUUUCUGUUUGGGUUUUUGGUUGGAAAAUCCGAGAUGGGUACUGCCCCUUUUGUCAUUUUAUUUUUCUUCUCUCAUCUUCUGCCUCCUCUCUUUGCAAAGCCCCACAACUGUUCAUCCUUCGUGUGCGGGAACCUCGGCAGUAUCAGAUUCCCCUUCAGGAAAAUCAAUGAUGAUCCGGAGUGCGGGCUUUUGACAGUUACGUGUUCACAGCCAGACCAGAGGAUCCAGCUGGUGGAACAAGGAAAAUGGUACCAAGUUAUGAACAUAUCUCAGGAUGACACCAUUUUCAUCAACGACGUAGAGCUUCAACAGCGCUUGAAAAACAACAAGUGUGAUGUUUUCGAGAAUUUGAAAUUGCCCACCUCUCUUAAAAUCAAUUUGAUAAUUGAACCCAAUAUGACUUUCUUUAAAUGCAACCGUACUCUACAUAGUGCUCUACACACUCGUUUUGAACAUACCUGCGGUGCCUACGAUAUCAAAUAUGAUGAUGUUCCCUAUAAUUUUCGAAAAGAAGUUCCUCCUCAAUGUUCAGUCAUUCAGCUUCCGAUGGCGAAGCAGAACAAAAACUAUUCGGACCCGUUUUCACUUUUAGCUCAUGAAUUCUAUCUUAAAGCACAAUUAUCCUGGGAUUGUAUCGAUUGUCGUCAUCAAGGAGGCCAGUGUAAAUAUGACAGCAAGGGGAGAGUUCGAUGUGUAGUCAAUGUGGAUUGCGUCUCUGCAAUCUGCAUCCAAUCUUCAAUGUUUAAACUCACUGCCAUCCCUCUUCCUCUUAACUCUUUGUUUUCAGGUAAAGGAAAAUCGAUCUUGAAGCUAGCAGCAGGUAUUGGGAGUGCGACCAUUUUCAUCCUCAUUGUUUGCUCAAUCCUUUAUAUCGUUUGGCGUCGUUACCGGCAGAAGUAUGCUUCUUCAGAUUUCAUCUUCACAAACCCUCCUGAUCCUUCCACAAAAUCAGGCCCUGGGGAUUGCUUCUACUUUGGGGUCCCAGUCUUCACGUACAGUGAACUUCAAGAAGCCACUUAUAAUUUUGACCCUGCCAGAGAACUUGGCGAUGGGGGUUUUGGAACUGUAUACCAUGGCAAACUCCGAGAUGGGCGGGAAGUUGCAGUUAAGCGCCUUUAUGAGAAAAGUUACAAGCGGGUUGAGCAGUUCAUGAAUGAAAUUGAAAUCCUUACCCGCUUACGCCACCAGAAUCUUGUCACUCUUUAUGGUUGCACUUCGCGUUACAGCCGUGAGCUCCUCCUUGUUUAUGAAUUCAUUCCCAAAGGAACAGUUGCUGAUCAUCUCCAUGGUGAUCAGGCAACACCCAGCUCGCUCCCAUGGCCUGUUCGGUUGAGAAUAGCCAUAGAAACAGCCAGUGCAUUGGCUUACCUCCAUGCUUCUGAUAUCAUACACCGAGAUGUGAAAACUAACAACAUCCUCCUUGACAAUAAUUUUGGUGUCAAGGUUGCAGAUUUUGGGCUUUCACGACUGUUCCCAAAUGAUGUCACGCAUGUCUCAACUGCUCCACAGGGCACUCCUGGCUAUGUCGACCCUGAGUAUCACCAAUGCUACCAGCUUACCGAGAAGAGUGAUGUCUAUAGUUUUGGGGUUGUCCUCAUUGAGCUCAUUUCAUCAAUGCCAGCUGUAGAUAUUUUUAGGCAAAACCAUGAAAUUAAUCUGGCUAAUUUAGCAGUUAACAAGAUCCAAAACCAAGCAUUUGGUGAGUUAGUGGAUCCAUGCCUCGGGUUUGAAUCAGAUUUAGCAGUUAGGAGGAUGACAAUUUCAGCUGCAGAAUUAGCUUUUCAGUGUCUGCAACUUGACAGGGAAGCAAGGCCAUCCAUGGUCGAGGUUUUGAAGGUCUUGAUGAUCAUAGAGAGCGAGCAGGGCAAUGUGGAGAAGACAGAAGAUGCACAUGACACAGCUGGGGCACCAUUGCCGGUUGUUCCACCACCGGCUUCGCCAGAAUCUGAUAAUGUUGUUCUGUUGAAGCGUAUGCACCUGCCAACUUCACCGGGCACUGUGAUGGAGAAAUGGGCUAGUAGGUCUACUACAACCACUGCCAGUGGUUAAUGCUUUCUUCUUUCCAUUUUCAUGGUAGUAACAGGAAUGUGUUUGGAGGCAUGGUGAGCACCCAAGUGAUAAUGAUUUUCUAAACUUCAUUUUUCUUCUCGUCUGCUUGUGUUGCUGUUUGUAUAGAGAUGAACAUUAUCAGAGGUUGUAUUGUGGCAGGGUAAAUGUACAUAGUAUAUGGAGCUGUCGUCUGUGUACCUGUACUGAUGUGCUCGACAAAUUUUGAGACGUGAUUUUCUCA
Messenger RNA from Malania oleifera, 3452 nucleotides. RefSeq names its product LEAF RUST 10 DISEASE-RESISTANCE LOCUS RECEPTOR-LIKE PROTEIN KINASE-like 1.1. The record is from RefSeq and is a predicted model, not a curated record. Lineage: Eukaryota; Viridiplantae; Streptophyta; Magnoliopsida; Santalales; Ximeniaceae. The transcript is spliced from 4 exons. Gene Ontology annotation, biological process: protein phosphorylation. Gene Ontology annotation, molecular function: ATP binding; polysaccharide binding; protein kinase activity. Bases 1196 to 3211 code for a protein of 671 amino acids.